AUGCCUGAACCAUCCAGCACAGUACAGAAGCUAGAAAUUCCCGAAGAAAUUGAUUGGGAUGCCCUGAGAAAGUCCAGUCUGUUUCCUGGAGGGUUUGGAGAAGACCGCAUAAAGCUAUGGCCAAAAUUACUCAAUGUACGGGACGGGGAACACCAGGAUCUCUCUCUUUUUGAUGAGCUGCCAAGCCAUACUGAUGAACGUCAAAUACGCCUGGAUACCGACCGAAGUUUUGUGCUGUAUCCAGUAGAUAUCAGAGACGACAAAGAAUUACUUCAGGCCGAGCUCAAUCGACUGUUGGUAGCCAUAUUUCGCAAACGGUCCAAGUUGAAUUAUUUUCAGGGAUACCAUGAUAUUAUUUCGGUUUUAUUCUUAACUUUACCUCCAGAAACUCAGUUUUCCUGUGCUGAAAAGAUGAGUUUGCAUCGAGUGCGUGAUUCCAUGGGACAUGGUCUGGAACCAAUACUUGGGCUUCUUCGUGUAACCCAGAAGCUUUUGCGACUGGCUGACUCUAAUUAUGCAGAGCUACUAGAAAGGCGCUUUGGUGCUCAUCUUAUCUAUAGGAACUCUCCGCUUCCCUUCUACGCCUUGUCCAACUUAAUCACCCUCUUUUCUCACGACAUGCCGACAUUACGAUUAAUACAGCACGUUUUCGAUUACUUGUUGUGUCGUCCACCAGUUAUAACUAUCUAUCUAGCCACCGCGAUUCUUCUGUCACGUAAAGACGAGAUACGACGUCUAGAGGAAGAGGACGAAGAGGGCAUGAUACAUUCACUGCUUAGUGGCUUGCCGAACAUAAUGGAUGAGUUUCCCUCAUUCACGGACAGCGUCGUAAAAGCAGAGGAGGAUAUGCCGAUCUCUACCGAAGCGUUAGAUCAGGAACGUCCUGAAUGCCCAACAUCUGCCGGUAACAAGUCGACAGCAACCGCCGCCAAGGAGGAACCUUGCCAGGAUUUGACUGCCUGUGAUUCUGUUCCUGAAGAAACAAAGAGAGAGGAUGAUGGAUAUAAGGAGUCAACGUGCAGCAGCGUGAAGGAUGUCGUUAAAGACGAAAUACCCGAGCAAGCAAUUUCGACCACCUUUCCGUUAGAUUCGAGGGAUGAAAUAUCCUCUACACAGACUCCCUCCCCUCCUUCCAGCUUCUCUCACCAGGAAUCAUCCAGACAUUCCCUUCGAAAGCCAUCCGUAAGUUUGACGUCGCUUUUGAUACAGGCCGAUCAUCUUUACGAGAUGUACCCUCCUUCACAUCCAUCACUCGCACUAUCGUCCAUCAUGGGUCCACAAAGUGUCAUAUUUACGUGGACCCCCUCCUCCGCUGAUCUACCCAGCGACGAUUCGGCAGAGCGGAUGGUUGAGUAUCCUCAGCUCGUUGUUUAUCCCUAUGUGGACCAGGAGGAGGACAGCGACCCGAAGGAAAGUCGGACAGGCGCACGACGUAGGCACCCCAUAAAGCGACGAUCGGGAUUCAGACUCAGAGAUCGUAAAACCAUGAUUGCAGGUGCUGUUUUUGCGCUAGGUGUUGCAAUGGCUGUGUAUGGAGUGCAGAGUGGUAUUGUCUACGGAGAGGGGCGGCGUACGAACUUCCACUUUCACAAGGAUUGGAAAAGGUUGGGAGGCUGGGCCGGGAGGUUUCUUAUCGGGGCUGGGAACAAGAUAUUGCACUUAGGCGACGCGCUGUAG
Guyanagaster necrorhizus is the source of this 1677-nucleotide messenger RNA. RefSeq lists its product as uncharacterized. Gene Ontology annotation, cellular component: endoplasmic reticulum membrane. The transcript has 7 exons. Bases 1 to 1677 code for a protein of 558 amino acids. The record is from RefSeq and is a predicted model, not a curated record. Gene Ontology annotation, biological process: endoplasmic reticulum to Golgi vesicle-mediated transport; positive regulation of GTPase activity. Lineage: Eukaryota; Fungi; Basidiomycota; Agaricomycetes; Agaricales; Physalacriaceae. Gene Ontology annotation, molecular function: GTPase activator activity.